AUGUCGGCCAAGAAGAGUGAGCCGCCCCCACAGGACCCGCUUGCCACGCCCCCAAAGACCAGCAUUCUCCGUUUGGGCCACAAGAACCACUCGCAGUGGAACGCCCUCGGAUCCGCGUCCUUCGUCCUGAUCUCCGGCGGAAUGAGCUUGGCCUGGGGAGCCGGAUUCGCGGUCCACUCCUCGCAUCGGGAUCAACUCCUGCUCACCGUUCAUAUGCAACUCGCCUGGUACGCAACUGCCAUCUUGGGAGCCCUUUUCGGGGCAUUCGUCACUCACCGCCUGCCGCAGCAACCUAUCUAUAUAUCAAGCUCUUGCUUGGUGAUAGCUGCCGGAAUAUUAUUCCUUUCCUGGCCGGAAUGCUCUGGAGCCAUUAUAGCCGCUCGAUAUUUGGAUGGACUGGCCAACGGUCUGGUUUUUGUUCCCGCCCUAAGUACAGUGGGUGAAAUCGGGGUGAACGAGGUCCGUGGGCUGUUGGCAGCCACAGUGGAGCAACUCAGCACGAACACUGGCAUCCUGAUGCAGUUGAUCUAUACGGCAGUGUGGCAAGUGGAUUGGAACGUGGUAAUCGUGGCGGAUCAGGUGCACGGGGUGUUAUCUAUUAUAUACGGAGUGAUUGCCUUGGCUUUAUCUCUAACUCUCUGUGUGGAGUCACCUGUUCACCUGCUGAUGAGAUCCAAUGAACAAACAGCAGUGGUUGCAUUGAGACACCUCCAAAGACCUUACAUGGUGACCAGUAAAACACUUCUGCGGUUGGAUGAGCACAAGCUUUAUGUGGCCACCAAUCGGGAGAUGAGUUUGGGAUUGAGUCUGCAGAAGGGGUUUCCAUCGCUUCUGAAGCUCCUGGCUCUUCGAUUGUUGGGGAUUAUGUGCUUGAACUACAUCAUCUGCAGUGCACUGUACGAAACUGCCUGCGAGUUGUUGAGCAGCUUUCAUGCCUGGCCAUAUGUGGUUUUCGGAGUGCUGCGGUGGUGCGGCUGCUUCUUUGUGGUGCUGCUGAUGGACACCACUGGCCGCAAGAAGCCCACGCUCUUUGGAAUUUUCUCCACCGGAGCCUUUGCCCUCGCCUUUGCCAAUUUGUUCGGGAGAACGUCGCACAUGAUCUCCGCCCUGGUGAUGCUCUUCAGCCUGCAAUUCUUCGCCGGAGUGGGUCAGUGUGCCUCGGCGGCUUACCUCACAGAGGCGUUUCCCCUGGGAGUGAAACCACACCUGGUGGCAGUGGUCUACAUCAUGGAGCUGAUCACCCGGCUGCUCCUCUGCAGCUUUGCCCCUUCGAUCACAGUAAUUACUGCUUACUUUAGUGUCCUGGGUUCACUUUCUUUGGUUUUGUUUCUUCUGGGAAUCUUCUGCCUGCCGGAGACGAGGCUAGUAACUCUGGCAGAGACACAGGUCAAGUUCUCCAAGUGGUUCAACAAGGAUUUCUAGCUGUUCGGAAAAAGGGGAAUAAACGCUUUGUGUAAAACUA
Molecule: messenger RNA, 1462 nt
Organism: Drosophila ficusphila
Lineage: Eukaryota; Metazoa; Arthropoda; Insecta; Diptera; Drosophilidae
Exons: 2
Coding region: 1-1422 (473 amino acids)
Biological process (GO): transmembrane transport
Cellular component (GO): membrane
Molecular function (GO): transmembrane transporter activity
Source: RefSeq, a predicted model, not a curated record